Ctenopharyngodon idella (grass carp) is the source of this 2741-nucleotide messenger RNA. Its product is annotated as carcinoembryonic antigen-related cell adhesion molecule 1-like. The transcript has 7 exons. Bases 165 to 1367 code for a protein of 400 amino acids. The record is from RefSeq and is a predicted model, not a curated record. NCBI's taxonomy places the organism in Eukaryota, Metazoa, Chordata, Actinopteri, Cypriniformes, Xenocyprididae.
AAGAAACGUCACUACGUCAUCAUGCUAGAGUGCGUAAACCUAUGGCGUAAACUAAUCCUGGACAACCAAACAAGCUACUGUUACUUGACCACUUUCACUUGACGGGGAAAGAACUUCAAAUUUCUCAUGUAUCAAAAUCUGCAUUGAUUUUAUUGGGAGAAAUAAUGAAAUUGAAGCUUCUCCUUUGUUUUCCCUUACUGCUCUGGUGUUUACUCGAUCAUGGUGUGUUUGGUGUUGAUUCAGAUGAAGUGUCAGUGAUGGAGGGAGAUUCAGUCACUCUACACACUGGUGUUCAAACAAACCAACAAGAAAGAAUUAGAUGGUAUUUUAAUGACACUCGCAUCGCUCAAAUCAAUGGAGAACAGAGUAAAACCUGUACAGAUGUUCAGUGUAAUGGAGGUACUGAGAGAUUCAGAGACAGACUGAAGCUGGAUCAUCAGACUGGAUCUCUGACCAUCACAAACACCAGAAACACAGAUGCUGGAGUUUAUCGACUGAAGAUCAGCAGCGGCAGAAGCGAGAGUGAAAAGAUCUUCAGUGUUACCAUCCGUGAUGGAGUGUUUGUGAUGGAAGGAGAUUCAGUCACUCUAAACACCGGUGUUCAAACAGACCAACAAGACAGAAUUAGAUGGUAUUUUAAUGACACUCUCAUCACUCAAUUCAAUGGAAAAAGUGAAACCUGUACCGAUGUUCAGUGUGAUGAAGGUAAUGAGAGAUUCAGAGGCAGACUGAAGCUGGAUCAUCAGACUGGAUCUUUGACCAUCACAAACAUCACAAACACACACUCUGGAGUUUAUAAUCUGAAGAUCAUCAGCAGUGGCAGCAGUGACAGUGAACAUGUCUUCAGUGUAACUGUCAUUGGUGUUUCUGCUGCUGAACAAAAUAAAAUGAAGAGAAAGUCACUGAAGGAGGGAGAAUCUGUUACUUUAGAUCCUGGUGAAGUAAGAAAACCAAAAGAUAUGAUGUGGUAUUUUAAUGACACUCUAAUUGCUGAAAUCACUGGAGAUCAGAGUAAGAUCUGUACAGAUGAUCAGUGUGAUGAGAGAUUCAGAGACAGACUUAAAGUGAAUCAGACUGGAUCUCUGACCAUCACAAACACCAGAAACACAGACUCUGGAGAAUAUAAACUAUGGAUCAACAGCAGCAGAUUCAGCAUCAUUAGGAGCUUCAGUGUUUCUGUCACUGCUGUUCCAGAUUCAGGUCUGUCUCCAGGUGCUGUAGCAGGAAUAGUUGUUUUUCUUCUUCUUCUGCUGCUCGCUGCUGUUGGUUUGGUUUUCUAUCGCCACUGGAGAUCUAGGAAACAAGGAAACAGGACAGCUGGCGAUGAUCAGGAGAAUGAAGAAGGAGUGGCUCUUGAGGAUAUCUAAACAGAUGGAUGAAGAUAAUGAGGUGUCCUUAAUCGGACAGAGACGCAGCAGAUGAUUGUCACUGAUGGGGUGUCCUUAAUCAGAUUAAGGGCCCUAUUUUAACAAUCUAAGCACAUGGUCUGAAGAACAUGGCGCAGGUGCACUUAGGGCAUGUCCAAAUCCACUUUUGCUAGUUUAACGACAGGACAAAUGGUGGGCACACCAGGUGCAUGGUCUAAAAGGGUUGUACCUCGCCUAUAAGUGCAUAUUACUCACACCCCCUUUAAAUAACAAAAGAAAAAAAAAUACUGCACCAUUGACUUUAGACCAGGGGCACGUUCAAUCUCAAACCGGUGCACAACAUUUUGCUACGGUUUCCAGGUUGAACGACAUGUUUCCUGGAAACGAUGUGCAACGGGGUUUGAGAUAUGUUUUCUCUUGUUUGGUGGGUGUGUCAAAAAUGUCAGCCCAAUCAGCAUCAACAUGUAUAUAAACCACGCGGUAUUAAAGAGACAGCUCGCACAAUGGGUCCAAGUAAAGUCGUUUACAAAUGUGUCCACUGCAGCUUGGUAUACGCAACAAUUGAAGAUAUUAGAAGACAUGCUUGUCGUAAGAGUUUUAUAGUAAAAAUAUAGCAUAUCAAUUCUUCAAAAAGAACACAAAGAAUGGCCUUCUUAGCUGCCAUAGUUGCAACUCUUGUGUCAUCAGAACAGGGUGUUCAACACACCAUCGUUUCCGUUUAAAAAAUGUUUUGUCGGGGCUAAACGCAGCCCAGGUUUCAGUUGGUCAAUGAUGGAAUCCUUUUCAGUUGCCUCAAAAUAGCAACACACCAACAACGCACCUGAACACAACACAUUUUCAGACCAGCACGCCCAUGUGCGAACAGAUGGGCGUGAGUGCAUUUGCUAUUUAAACAACGUGGGCACGACGUGAAAAGAGAAUGUUCUCAGAACUUUAAUUAAUGUUCUGGCAAGAUUUUCUUCCAGUAACAUUAAUAGAAUACUGAUUCAGAGUUAUUUGGUUUUUAAUAAUAUUCUCAAUGUCAUUAUUUAUACAUCAUUCAUGGGGAAUUUUUUUUCUGGGAAUUAUUGUUUUGCUUAUGUGUUUGUGUUGUAGAAUAUUAUCACUGUGUGAUGGAAAUGAUCGUCUGCACUUGAACAGGAAAAGUAUGUUGACCCCAGUUUAAAUGUCAUGUUUGUCUGAACAAUGGAAAAGACCUGUAACUGUGCAAAUCUCUCAGGUUUAUCAGAGCUGUUUCCAGAGUAUGAAUAUAUGAAUGAAUAUAUGAAUGUAUGAAUGAAUAUAUGAAUGUCUUCUUACAAUGCAAAGAAGCUUGAACGAGCUCUGUAUGUUCAUGUGCUAGAUGCCAUUAAAAUGGGUCUAAUUAACUAAUAA